This is a messenger RNA of Penicillium waksmanii, 1266 nucleotides long. RefSeq names its product glycoside hydrolase family 64 protein. The coding region runs from base 1 to 1266 and encodes 421 amino acids. NCBI's taxonomy places the organism in Eukaryota, Fungi, Ascomycota, Eurotiomycetes, Eurotiales, Aspergillaceae. The record is from RefSeq and is a predicted model, not a curated record. The transcript has a single exon.
AUGGCGACUUUGAACUUUGCCCUGGUGAACACGACUGGCUCGAACACGGUUUACGCGUACGUCACCGGCCGGGCUAUUGAUAAUAACAAUGCACUCUUCCUCUUAGGGGCAGACGGCAAAACGGCCUACUACCCCACAUCCCCCUCAGCGACCCUGACCGGGCUGAGCCAGGACUGUGCGAUCCCUCUUGGGGCAUCUGGCAGUACCAAGACGGUCACCAUCCCUCAUAUCGCGGGUGGACGUAUCUGGUUCGCUCGCGAUGGCAAGUUGACCUUCUAUCUCAACCCCGGCCCCAACUUGGUGGAGCCCUCGGCCUCGAAUCCCUCGGACGCCAACUACAACGUGUACUGGGACUUCUGCGAAUUUACUUGGAAUUCGUCGCAGCUUUAUGUCAACAUCAGUGAUGUGGACUUCGUGUCGCUACCUAUCGCCAUCGCCUUGACGAAUACCUCAGGCACGACAAGUUCUGUGCAGGGUCUUCCUUCGAAUGGACUGACUACCGUUUGCAAUGCUCUCAAGGCGCAGAAUGCAAAGGACGGUGCGGGCUGGGAUCAGUUGGUCAUCGCCAAGAACGGCACCAAUAUCCGCGCUGUCUCGCCGAAUCUCGGAAUCGUCCUUAACAACUCCCUGUUCAGUUCCUACUACACUGCCUACGUCAAUCAAGUGUGGUCCAAGUAUUCGAGCGCCACCUUAACGGUGAAUACGCAAGCCGCUGCGGGCGACGUAAAUGCCACUGUCUCGAAUGGUACACUUAACUUCUCUGGAGGCAUCUCCUACGCCAAGCCCUCCACAGGAGAUAUCUUCAGCAACAGCUCAGGGGCAUUUGCUGUCUCGGGUAAUGCCACCAAAGAUGCGAUUACGGCGCGUCUGGCGGCGGCUUUCAAUCGAUCCACUUUGUUGAUAAACACCAACCAGCCAAAUGGCGAGGUGGUGUCCAACUAUUAUCAGAACGCUGUCACCAAUCACUAUGCGCGUAUCUGCCAUGCAACUACGAUAAAUGGCCGUGGAUAUGCCUUCCCCUAUGAUGAUGUUAGUCCGAACGGAGGCGUCGAUCAAUCAGGUAGUGUCUAUGAUGCGAACCCGAAGUUGUUGACUGUUACUGUGGGUGGCGGCUCUACGAGCGCGGUCGCCGAGGAUGUUGUUUCUCGACCAAGUGCUGCACCCCCAGUCCCCAAGAGACCAAGUGCUGCACCUCCAGUCCCCAAGAAGCCAGGUCACUUGGGUGGACUCAAGAAGGUUUGGCACAAGUUCUCGCGUAGCGGAUAG